Cicer arietinum (chickpea) is the source of this 5775-nucleotide messenger RNA. RefSeq lists its product as uncharacterized. Gene Ontology annotation, molecular function: metal ion binding. The record is from RefSeq and is a predicted model, not a curated record. Lineage: Eukaryota; Viridiplantae; Streptophyta; Magnoliopsida; Fabales; Fabaceae.
AAAAACAUAAUUUUUCCUAAGCAAUGGAAGAUGCGCCAUUGCCUUUUCCGUUUUCCCACACCACUCUCUUUGUUUCCACUCCCAUCCCAAACUAUCUUCUUCUUCUUCUUCCCACUCACCACGUCCAACAACAAUUUCACUUCGUCAAUCAAACGCCCCCUAGGUAGGGUUUAUCACAUCCACCCUACUCUCAAACCUCUUCGCACCCAAAACCCUCUUAACCAAACCCUACCCUUCCCGAUUCUCUCUUUUCCCGAUUCCCCCUCGCCGCAACCUGUAACUGUUUCGCCUUUGCGUUUCGAGAAGCUUCCGUUUCGAAAUCGAGCUCUCAAACAUUGGUGUGAUAAGAAAUGAAACGCACCGUUUCGCUUGCGGUAGUGCUGUUCCGCGUUGCGCAAUGUCGAUAAUUUCCAAAACUAUUUAAAUUAAAUAAAUUCAACAUUUCGGGGUUUUGUGUGUUCGUGGAAAACGGUUAAGAAAUCUGUUACGGGGAUUCUCUAUUGAGUGUGAAGAUAGUGGUUUUUUUUUUCUUUCUGUUGCUUAAUUAGGAGUGUUAGUUGAAUAUCUAGUUUGCAUUUUAGAGAUGUAUAAUAAUAAUCAAGUGAAUCGUGGUCAUAAUUCGGGACAGGGUUCUGUCCCUCCACCUUCGGCUGCCCUGCCGCCGCCACCACCACCACUACAUUCGGGUUAUCAGCAUGGUCUGCCACCUCCUCCUCCACCGCCAUCUCAUUUUCAGCAUUUUGUCCCACCACCACCACCAGUAGCUCCUCAUGUUUAUUCACAUGGACCGUCAUAUUCCAUCCCUUCUCGAAUGCACCAUGGAAAUGGAAUGGCGCCGCAAACAUUCCCUAAUGUUGGACAAAACUCACAGCAUUCUUCAAAUUUAGGUGUGCAGAGUCACAACAUUUUGCCCCCGGUUGCUUCCCCUAUAGGACCGCCAAGUAGAGUGUUGCCACCUCCCCCACCUCAUCCCUCUUCCUCUCAAGGACAAAUUUUGCAUAAUCUUCAUCUUCCUCCACCACCACUGCCGCCCCCGUUUCGUUCUCCUUCUCUGGAUGGUGUUUAUCUCCAUUCAACUGUUGGGAAUUACCAAGUUCCUUCUGUUGCUCCUCCACCACCACUACCACCGUUGCCAGCCUCUCCACCACCAGCUCCGCCAUGUCCACCGCCUCCUACCCAUCAUAUGACUUCUACAUCCUCCCAAGCUGCGUGCACUGCUGACCCGAACUCGACACAGGUUCCUAGCUUUGAAUCGAAGGCUGUGGAUUCAGUAGAUGGAUUUGUAGCUUCCUGUUCAUCUGGUAUUGUGCCUGUACAUAAUUCUGAUGCCAAUCAGGAUGGUGGAAAUUGUGGAGAGGUUGCUGUUGCCCACAGAAAUGAGCUAUCGCCAACUACAAGUAUGAUUUUGGAUGUUCCCCCACCUCCGCCUCGGUCAGCAGAAGAAAAAAGUGUAAGCGCUGAUUCUGACAUGGAGAUGGAAGAUGAUAUCACGUUUUCUGACAAAGACCAAGGGUCAACUUAUGCAAUUGAAGUGGUAACUCAGCAGUAUGAUCGGGCUGAUGAGGUGUUUCGCAUGAAUGAGGAAAUACAGCAGCUGCAGAAUUCAACAGAAAACAAACUUGCCAAGGGCAUCUUAUCCAGUGGUGUGGUAUGCUCUGGAUCCACAGGAGUUGGCAAACAAAAUGAAGGGCCAGGACCCUCAUCUGAUGUUAAGCCCAUGAAAUCUGCUAGAUCAGUUACCAAGGUUCAUAGUCCUGUGAAUGACUCAAUUGAAGUUGCUGAAUCCCUCCUGGGCACUGGGUUGGGAAGAUUGGCAGCUCCUCUAGACAAGGAUUUUAUAAGAAAUGAUACUUCUGAUCACAGCGAAGCCACUAAUCCCAAUAGAGAUUCUGAGCAACUUAUGCGGAUUGGCAGCCCAAUAAGACUUCUUCAAGGUUAUGCUUCUGAUGAAACUUCAGACAAUGAAGAUGAAGGCCGUACUGCAGAUGCUAAUAACGUUUUUACAGUCUCAGCAGGAGCUGAUCCUUGUGGCCCAGAUGCCCAUAAAAAUUGUGACAGUUAUUUGGAGACUGAUAUUGGAUUUAAAAUUCCCACCUGGACUCAAAAGGAGCUUGGGCUACUCUCCAAAUCAUCACUGGAUGGUUCAAAAAUAUCUCCUUGUUUAGUACAAGAGUCUGAGGGAACCUGUAAAAGAUCUGUCACACGUACUAGUGAUGGAUGUGUUGAGCAUAAUAUUGAAAAUCAGAUGUCUCUUAAUCUUGCUUCUUCAGUAGAAGCUUUCCAAGGAAGAGAUGGGUUAGGUGGUACUGGUUUUGACAUUGAUAGUAAGAGUGGUAAUGCUGAACAGGAAGAUGAAAAGGAAACCUCAAAGUUGAAACCAACUGUUGCGAAAGUAGAUGAAUUCGGGAGGCAUGUCAGAGAAGGUGCUACAGAUAGUGACUCUGAUGGAUCUCGCAGUAUUCGGACCAGGAGGACGAAAAAAAGAGAUAGAAGCCGUAGUCGCAGCCGGUCUCGGUCUCGGUCUCCCAUAGACAGUAGGAGUAGGAGGAGGAGGAGAAGUCCUCGGAGGAGAAGGGAUAAAAGAAGCCAAUCUCGCAGCUGGUCUCCUCGGCGUCGUAGAAGCAGGAGUAGGUCACCAAUCUUAAGACGUUCAGGUGACAGUCAUGGUGAGAAUGUGAGAAGGGACAAGGCUCAAUGCUUUGAUUUCUUACGAAGAAAGUGCUACCGCGGAGCAUCUUGUAGGUUUGCGCAUCAUGAAUCUGAUAAGAAUGCUACUUCAAGGCGCUCUAGAAAUAAACAUGAUCUGGAAAUCUAUUCUCAUGAAAAAAAUUCUAGGGUUAAUGAAGGAGUGAAGAAUAUUUCUAACAAAGUCUCAGAUUAUGAGCAUGAUGGAGUCAGAAAUCAAGACAUAGAUAUUCAUCAGAAUGUAAUUGGCCAGGAAGAAGUGCAGAGAAAGGAAGAUUCUGAGAGGCGUGCUGAAGGUGUCAGAGAGGUUUCUCCUAAACUGCAUGAAACCUUAGUAGUUAUAGAAAAGCCCAAGACUUCAAUACAUGGAAAUAAUAGUUUUCAGAAUGCAGUAAAUUCUCAUCAGCAGCACUUAGUUUAUGACUUUCACCCUGAAGCUUUAAGCAGAGGUGACACUUCUAAAUCAUCUGGUGGUACAUCCAAAGAUGUUUUUCCUUCAGAAGAUGGCUCACUUGUUCAGCAACUACAAUCCAAUGUUUCUGUUGAAGUUCCAGAACAUUCUGGUGGUACAUCUAAAGAUGUUAUUCCCUCAGAAGAUGGUUCAUAUGUUCAGAAACUACACUCCAAUGUUUCUGUUGAAGUUCCAGAAAAUUCUGGUGGUACAUCGAAAGGUGUAUUUCCCCCUGAAGAUGGUUCAUUUGUUCAGAAUCUACAAUCCAAUGUUUCUGUUAGAGUUCCAGAACAUUCUGGUUUCCCAUCUCAGCUUCCAAAUGUGGCCUGUGUGACUGAUUUGUCAUCUGAUAAAAGAUCAAUGAUUUCUGCUAAUGAGGUUUCUGGCAGUGAACAUUCACUAAGUAUGUUACCAGCCACACAAGUACAGCCAACCACUAGUUCUGUUGGUCCAUCUGUAGCAUCAGAGCAGCCUUCAUUGCACUCUCAAGCUUCCAAAGAGUUUACACCUCAAAGUGGUUCCUUGGUGGAAUUCCCAUCUCAUACUUACCCGUUGCCUGCUUUUGUUGGUUCACAUUCCCAGGGUGAAAAUGCUCUUCAUAUGCCACAAAUUCCAAGACAAUAUGGUGUGAUGCAGCAAAAUGCAUUCUUUCCUUUCCAACCCACUACCCGAGAAAAAUUUGAACCUUACCCCGCUCCAUUACCGAUGCCAAAUUCUCAUUUCAGUGUACCACCGCCUAAUAGCUCUUGGACAUCCUUGCCACCACCGCCGCCACCACCAUCACAGGCGGUGUCUAAUUCCAGUUCAAAUUUUGGAGUUGCAAAUUCAUUUAUUUCUUCAGAGUUUAAUCAGAAUCAACUACAUCUGAGAACUGACUAUGUUUCUCAGACUUCCAUGGUUCAUGGGUUACCAGCUCAUUCUCAAAGUUCGAAAUUUGAGGAUCAAGCUUGCCCUCCAAUGCAGGAUCAUCCACGAACUUUCAUGCCUACAGAACCUUUCUCUCCCAAGCAUCUCCAUCAGGGGAACCCAGCAUAUCAGCCGCUUCCAAGCUCCACAUCUUUUGGCAGCCUGCAUCAUCAACCAAAACAAUUUUCCUGGGAGUCAGAUGUGAACAGACCACAGCCUUCUUUGGGCAGCAGGUUGCCUCCUGAAGGACAUUUCAGCACAUCUUCUCACAUAUAUCCAUUAUCACAGCAGCAGCAAUCAGGUUAUAAUUUUCAACAUACUUCAUCUGAUGUUAAUUUGGCUGGACCUGGAGGGAUUGCUACUGUAUCCAGAUAUCCACCAGAUAUCCCUGAUAGCAACCAUUCAACUUCUCUUCCAGCUUUUGGAGGAUCAAGAAUUUCUGGUCACUAUAAUCCUUAUGCAUCAACCUUUGAGCAGCCACUAAGUUCGAAAUUCAGUUCAAACUUUUUACAACAAGAUAAUGAUAUAAUUCAAGGCAACAAUUAUGGUCCUUCUAGAUAUAGGGAAGGGGAUGGUGUUGGAUCAAGAAAGACAGCAUCGCCAAAACCAGCAAGAGCUGUUGGUCAGAUCUUGCCAGGUUCUGGUGCUGAGCAAUAUGAUCCACUUUUUGACAGCAUUGAACCAUCAUCUUCUUUGAAGAAAUUUGAUUUUGAGCAGAAGCAAGAAGUUACAGGUGAAUCCAAUAUCAGCCUGAGGCCUAAAAGUUCUCACAUGUCUUUGGAUGUCAAAGAGAAGAAGCAUGAAGAGGUUGGGGCUGCUGCCUCUACCAGUUCUCAAAAUAAUGACGAAUAUGGUGAGACAGCAGAUGCUGAAGUGGGCGAUGUUGAAAAUGAAAGCCUAAGUGAUCAUGUGGAUAUUCCAAACAUGAGUCCGGGGGACGAUGAGAUUAAUCAGAGCAAAUCUCCAGGGAAAAGAAAGAAGAGCAAGGAUUCCAGAUCAAUGAAAUUGUUCAAAGUUUCCAUUGCAAACUUUGUAAAGGAGGUUUUGAAACCAUCGUGGCGACAGGGUAAUAUGAGUAAGGUGGCUUUCAAAACCAUUGUGAAAAAGACUGUAGAUAAGGUGUCGGGAGCCAUGAAAGGCCACCGUAUACCCAAAUCUCAAGAGAAGAUAAGUCAAUACAUUGACUCAUCACAGCGAAAGUUGACUAAACUUGUGAUGGGUUAUGUUGACAAGUAUGUCAAGGUGUGAAGGAUGGAAGUGAACCAAUGUUUCUUCAACAUACAAUUGUCAGUAGGUAUGCACUUUUAUAGGAAAUACCCGUGCUUACCUGGAGUUUUUGCUGUCUUUCAACUCAAACAGUAUCAGAUGAUGAUCUGUGAAUUGUUCAUCAGCACUCCAUUUCCUGAAGAUUUCUUGGUCAACCUCAGAUAUGUAUGUAUUGUGAUAUAGUUUUUGUUUUGUAGUACUUUGAAGAGGUUCACCCAUAAAUAUCGCGAAGUUGGAUUUUUUUCCCUUCGAAGCUCUAUUUUUUGUUUUUUUUAAUGAGCUAGUAACUUCAAGAAAUUGCAGUAAAGAAUUGCAGGAAAAAGAGCAAAAUUUUCCGUUCUUUUUUCUCUGUAUAGAAGUUUUUCUUUUGAAUUUACAAGUAUCUGGUUCAAAAGCGUCUCAUUAUUGGAACAUAUUUUAGUUGUGGCCAUAUUCAAUGUCUUUAACCCUUGAGGGUUUAUGAUGCA